UAUGUGACCUCAUUCCUAGGCCUUCCGUUUCUGUUGGUACCUACUUACUUGCCAACUACCUACCUAAAUCAGUGUGCCUCUCGUUUCCUCGACUCGCUGCAUCGUGAGAGUCCCCACAAUCCACGGUCGAUCGCCAGAUACAUCAGCAAGAGUGCUAAAGCGUGUCCUGUCCUUGUUGCUAGAUGGCUGAGCUGGCUGUCACGUAUCCCUCUCAAGUCGGUUCGGGAGUCCAAUGACUGAGUCCGUCCCAACCUCGUGUUGCUGCUCGGCAAUGCCGACGCAACGAGACCCAGACAGAGGGCAUCGACGCAACCAGCCUCCCGUCAUCUCGGCCCUCGGUUUCAAUGGCUUCUUCCUCCCCUUCUCACUCUACCCUCUCAUCGUCUGUUGUCCUUUUCCCAUCCAUCUGCAUGUCUCCAAAUCUUUGUCGCCAACAUGUUUGCGGAAACUCCAACUCGGAACCAGCCGUUCCAAGUCUCCGGCUCGACUGUUUCGUCUAUUGGGGUGUACCUCCCAGCUCAGAGAGCUCGGUCAACGGUUGACAGGCUUUUCCCAUGUCCCUUUGAGCCAUCUCUUCAGCGCCUCCGCGGGUCGCACGAGUCAGAUGCGCUUCCAACGGACGUUUCUUCCUUGGUCCUUGACCACCUCUCACCCACGGCUUCGGGUCAUAACGAUGAACAGUCAGUCUGAUUUGCUCAAUAUACGGGAAACGAUUUCCUCCCGCCGGUACACUACUAGUAGUCCAUGCCACACCUGUCAACACACCGCCAUGUCACUGGCCACGCAUCAUGAGGGCAGCGGCCAGACAUACCACGUGUGCCUUCGCUGCUCGACUUUUCAUCCAGUUGAGCACCACCUCGUUGGCCCACCGUCUUCAAUCACAGACCUAGCUCGACGCGAUGGCUCGGGCGCCGCCCUCUAUUGGACGCUUUCUGUUUCUUACUUGCCACUUUCAAUGGGCCAGGUCCCAUACACACAGUCCUUGGAACUACAUAGAACGAUCCCUGCGUUUCUCCUUGAUGAUACUUCUCUACCCGUCUAGCGAUCGAUGGCCGCUUUGCCGCGCGCAGCCCACCCAUGUGAGCAACUGGCCGGCCCGUCGCCUGCCGUCGCCCUCCGGAUCCUUGAGUCUCUCUACUACAGCUAUGCCGCGUGCCAUGUUUAAGAAUGAUUGUCUGCAACUGUGGCACCGCCACCUCGACCUCGACAUCCACAUCGCAUCUCUACUGGUACGGUGAUUCCUGUUUCGGCGUGGAACAAAGACAUUGUUACGGCCAGCUCAGUUGUACAUUGCUACGUCAACCGUGCCAUUGAACUCGAGUAAUGGGCGCUUGCUUGGAAGUCCAAGUUUAACACCGCUCGGCCUCAUGGACAACGUCUUUGUCGAA
Colletotrichum navitas is the source of this 1388-nucleotide messenger RNA. RefSeq lists its product as uncharacterized. The record is from RefSeq and is a predicted model, not a curated record. The coding region runs from base 233 to 1042 and encodes 269 amino acids. The transcript has a single exon. Lineage: Eukaryota; Fungi; Ascomycota; Sordariomycetes; Glomerellales; Glomerellaceae.